Molecule: messenger RNA, 2306 nt
Organism: Eupeodes corollae
Lineage: Eukaryota; Metazoa; Arthropoda; Insecta; Diptera; Syrphidae
Product: nucleolar protein dao-5
Exons: 4
Coding region: 102-1877 (591 amino acids)
Cellular component (GO): nucleoplasm; nucleolus
Source: RefSeq, a predicted model, not a curated record
AUUUCUAAAUUCUUUGAUCCAUUCGUUUCGUACGCAACGGCACGUGUUUCUUCGUUGUAAAAAAUUAAAAAGGUGAAAAAGUGCUACAAAUUAGUGAAAAAAUGUUAGAAACCGAUAAAAUAAUUGAUGCUCUUGUUCUGGGCUACUUGGUGAAAAAAGAUAAAACUUUUGCCCAAGUUUUUCAACAAAAGACAAAGGCUGUUAACCUUCCAAAAGGAUGUGCGAAACUAGAAGAGAUAUUUAGCUAUUAUCAGACAAAUUCAGGCAAAAAAAUAGCCGCCCCAAAAGCUGCAGCUUCGAGCUCAAGCGAUGACAGUGAUUCUGACGAGGAUGAAGUGCCCAAAAAGCCGGUGAUUGCAAACGGAAAACCUGCGGCAGCGAAGGCAGCCGCUGCCAAAAAGGAUUCAUCCUCAGAUGACAGCAGUGACGAGGAUGAGAAGCCAGCAGCAAAGAAGGCGGCAACACCCGCUAAGCCUGCUGCUGCAGCGAAGAAACCAGAAUCGUCAAGUGAUGAUGAUAGCAGUUCGGAGGAAGAAGCUGCUCCAAAACCAGCUCCAGCAGCCAAGCCCACCGCAGUCAAGAAAGCCGAUUCUUCAAGUGAUAGCGAUGACAGUGACGAAGAUGACGCCAAAACUAAAGCUAAGCCAGCUGCUAAGACCCCUGUGAAGCCAACUCCCGCAAAGAAAGCCGACACAGAAGACUCCUCAGAUGACAGCAGUGAAGAUGAAAAACCAGCUGCCAAGAAGCCUGUUGCAGCACCCAAGACACCAGUUGCUAAGAAAGCUGCUUCAUCCAGCGAUGAUUCCUCAGAUGAGGAAGAGGAAAAGAAACCAGCUCCAACCAAGACUCCGGUAAAAGCUACCCCCGCAAAGAAGAAGGACUCGAGCAGCGACGACAGCAGCUCCUCUGAAGAUGAGAAGAAACCCGCUCCCAAACCGGUUGCUAAGACUCCAGUUCCAGCUGCAAAGAAACAAGCAUCCAGCAGUGAUGACAGUUCUUCAGAGGAAGAAACAAAGCCUGCUGCUAAGGCUGCUCCUAAAGCUGCCGCUAAACCAGCAGCAGCAAAGGAUUCAUCCAGCAGCGAUGACAGCUCCGAUGAAGAGACUCCCGCUGUUAAACCAGUUGUAAACAAAGCAGUCACCCCAGCUGCCAAAAAGAAGGCUGAUUCAAGUUCAGAUGAUUCGUCGUCGGAAGAUGAGAAACCAGCUAAGAAAACUCCAGCUAAGCCGGCUCCAAUUGCAAAGAAGAAGGCAUCUAGUUCUGAUGAUUCCUCUGAUUCUUCUGAUGAACCCCCAGCCAAGAAGGCUGCCGUUUCAAAGCCUGCCGAAGCGAAAAAGGCACAGAAAUCAAGUGAUGAUAGUUCAUCGGACGACGAUGAGGAACCAAAGUCAGUUCCAAUCAAGAAGAAGGCCGCUGAAAAGGACGAAUCAUCGGGUGACAGUUCAGAUUCAGAUGAUGAAAAGGAGAAGAAGGAAGCUCCUAAAGCAGGCAAAAAGCGCAAAUUCAGUGAAUCUGCUGCCGCAGAGAAACCUAAGUACAGCAACUUUAUUAAAGCUGGAGAGAAUGGAGAUGCGGAUAACACAUCGACUCCUAAUGGUCAGUUCAAAAAGAACAAACCCAACUUAAAUGGUAGUGGCCCAAGAAAGAACACACCAUUCCGUCGUGUCAUCACUGAGGAAGUCGAAAUAGAUCCUCGUGUAAUUGACAAUUCGUUUGACGCUAAGAAAAAUGCCCACGGAUCCUGGGGAGCGAAAGCGAAUCAAGACUUAAAGUUUACACGCGGUAAAUCCUUCAAACAUGAAAAGACCAAGAAGAAGAGGGGUAGCUAUCGCGGUGGACAAAUCGAUAUGGGAGUUAAUUCUAUUAAAUUCGACUAAUUUAAGCAUAAUAGUUUAUAAGAUAUCAUAUAAAAUAUUUUAACUAAAACAAAAACUACAUUAGCAUUUAGCGUUUGUAAAUACAACCCACAAUGACUUCAAUUAUAACGGAAACGUUUUUAAACAAAAAAUAAUUCUGUAUCUUAAAAAUCUUAUAUAGAUUCCAAAAUUCUGACUAGGAGUAAAUACAUAAAAUUAUUAAUUAUGUAUAUGUAUGCCCUUAGUCGUUUAAGAUGAAUUUAAGUAAUUUUAAUGAAAUGUCAAGAGUUUCAUAAUGAUACACAUUUUUUUGUUUUAUUAUUUUAAAUACUUUUAUUUGUAUUUCAACAAAAAGAAAGAAAAAAAACUAUAAAAUUACAUGCAAAUUUUAUAAAAUACGUAUUUUAUAAAAUAAAUAAAAGCCAGACUAAAGUGUAAUUUCCAAACGGA